GGACCUACUACAUCCGAAUCCACCAAAGACCUUGAACCGUUCUACAAGACUUAGAAGCGAGUGCAAAGAAAUCACUGAGUUUGCACUAACUCGUAAAAAGAUUUUAGUUACUGGUGUGUGCUGCGAAGAUUGAGGAUGCAUUAGCGUGUGCUGUUCAAUAGUUUCAAUUUUACCGCAAUGUUUGUUUGCGAAAGGUUUUGAGUGGGCACAAUUCUUUGCUCACGUUGGUGUUAAACCAUUAGAAAAAAACGCAUAUAAGCGUAAAACAAAGGUCGGAACACUUCAGAGGACAUAGUAGGAGACUACAGAAGCAAUGAACCAAUAUAGUCUUCGCAGAUUACUGGUUCUCGCGUAGAGUAACCAACACCUGGAACAAACACCCAGAAGAAGUGGUGUGCGCAUCAUCAACUGACUCGUUCAAAAAGGGGAUUGGACAAGCACAGAAAUUUACUGGAAAAGGAUUAAUAUAGGCUCCCAGCCUCAAACAACAAAUCUUAAUUUAUAAUCAAAUUUGAACUUCGUUCAAGAAAUAUUUCAUGAAACAUUCCUUUUCUGUUACUAUGUGGAUAGAAUACUUAUAUGCGAUUGGACAACUUGAGAAGGAUAUUGCUGAAAAGAGUGACUUUUCGCUAAACGUUCUUUGUUUAAUAAUUCAGUGUUAACGUACGUGAUUACGCUGAGGCAGAAAUACAACAGUCUAGUUACUGGAAAUGAACAGAUGCUUUGGGGACACAUGGAAAAAUGCUUGUCCAGAGAUCUUUCUGACUUCUCUAUUGAAAUCCUGCCUCGCAGUUAAACCGCAUUUCUUCAGCAUGUUCAGGAAAUUUACAUUAUUUAAAUGCUUUCAUAUGUACAGUAUCAUCUUGUUCUCGUAAAGUAAUGUAACCUUUGUUGGUGAUUUUUGCUUAAAGUGACGCUUGGCUCUGUCCUGGGGUUCCUCUUAUAAAUGACCUGCAGAAUAUCAAAAAACUUAAGGUUCUCAACACAUGUAAUAAUCUGGCCAGAAAUUAGGGAUGACGAGGAUGUGCUUGCACUUCAGACAGACCUAAACAGCUUGUUUGCUCGGUCAGAAAAAUGACCGAUGUCUAUCAACCCAGGUCCAAUGGUUCAUUCGUCUUUCUAUCGUUUUUGGAUGAGGAAAAGUAUUGGAAUUAAUAUACAGCCCGUUAGAUAUUCUUCCGAUAUCAAUGCAUUCAGAGAGAUUUUGUCUAAGUCGCAUAAUGUGCUGGUUUUGACUGGUGCCGGUGUUAGUGCUGAAAGCCAGGUACCAACUUUUCGAGGAUCUGGUGGAUUAUGGAGGAACUUUUCUGCCCAGAAUCUUGCCACUCCCAGUGCAUUCCACUCAGAGCCAGGGCUAGUUUGGGAGUUUUAUCACUAUCGCCGUGAAACAAUCCGUAGUAAGCAACCUAAUAAUGGCCACUUGACUCUUGCACAUGCUGAAACACAAUAUCUCGAAUGUGGUCGUUCGUUUUUUGUGUUUACACAAAAUGUAGAUGGCUUGCAUACAAAAGCAGGAAGUAAUAAUAUAUUAGAACUACACGGAAAUGUAUACAAAACACGGUGUUUGGAGUGUAAUGAUGUCCGCGAAAACUAUGAUAGCCCAAUAUGUUCAGCAUUAUUAGGUCGUGGCUCACCAAAAAUUGAAGCACAAGAAUACAAAUCAGUUCCAGUAUCACAAUUACCACGUUGUCAAAAUAUCAUUAAAGAUAAUGUAUGUGGAGGAUUGCUUCGUCCUCAUGUUGUUUGGUUUGGAGAAUGCCUUGAUCCUGAGGUUCUUUCUAAAGUCGAUGAAAUUAUGUGUAAAACUGAUGUGUGUCUAGUUGUUGGUACAAGUGCUGUUGUUUAUCCAGCUGCAAGUUUUAUUACAUCCUUAGUUAAUCGAGGUGUUCCUGUUGCUGAAAUCAAUAUUGAAGUUACUCCAGCAACACAUUUAUUGGGAUAUCACUUCCAAGGGAAAUCUGGAGAUAUUCUACCGAAGCUUUUCGAUUCUUUAGUCUUAUCAUAACGUGUGUUGUCCAUUGAGUAUUGUUUUUUUAUAUUAUUCAGUUUACAUAUUGUACCCGAAGAUUAAUAAAUCACAAAUAAAAUGGUAAUGUAUCAU
Heterobilharzia americana is the source of this 2101-nucleotide messenger RNA. Lineage: Eukaryota; Metazoa; Platyhelminthes; Trematoda; Strigeidida; Schistosomatidae. The record is from the annotation of a GenBank genome assembly.